This is a messenger RNA of Syngnathoides biaculeatus (alligator pipefish), 1635 nucleotides long. RefSeq names its product aminocarboxymuconate semialdehyde decarboxylase (gene acmsd). The record is from RefSeq and is a predicted model, not a curated record. The coding region runs from base 68 to 1078 and encodes 336 amino acids. The transcript is spliced from 10 exons. Lineage: Eukaryota; Metazoa; Chordata; Actinopteri; Syngnathiformes; Syngnathidae. Gene Ontology annotation, biological process: secondary metabolic process. Gene Ontology annotation, cellular component: cytoplasm; cytosol. Gene Ontology annotation, molecular function: hydrolase activity; carboxy-lyase activity.
UUGCCGGAUUUCCUCAUUGUCAUUAAACCGAAAGCGCUGCCAAGACGACCUCUGCAUUUCCAAAAGCAUGAAGGUUGACAUACAUAAUCAUAUUUUACCAAAGGAAUGGCCCGAUUUGAAGAAGAGGUACGGCUAUGAUGGCUUCGUCCAGCUUCAGCAUCACUGUAAGGGUGAAGCGAAUAUGAUGAAGGACGGUAAGCUGUUUCGUGUGAUUCAAGAAAACUGCUGGGAUGCAAAGGCACGGAUACAAGAUAUGGAUCGAUAUGGUGUCACAGUUCAAGCCCUUUCCACUGUCCCUGUGAUGUUCAGCUACUGGGCCAAACCACAUGACACCCUGGAUCUUUGUGUCCUUUUGAAUGACGAUUUGGCCCAGACAGUGUGCAGCCACCCCAAAAGAUUCGUGGGCCUGGGAACGCUGCCCAUGCAAGCCCCCGACCUGGCCGUGCUGGAAAUGCGGCGUUGCGUAAGGGACCUGGGCUUCCCUGGGGUGCAGAUCGGCUCACAUAUAAACAACUGGGACCUCAACGCGGCUGACCUUGAUCCCUUCUAUGCUGAGGCUGAAGCGCUGAAUUGCUCCAUUUUUGUACACCCCUGGGACAUGCAGACGGAUGGGAGGAUGGCUAAGUAUUGGCUGCCCUGGCUGGUGGGCAUGCCUACAGAGACCACAAUGGCGAUUUGCUCAAUGAUUUUUGGAGGUGUCUUGGAGAGAUUUCCAAAAUUGAAGGUCUGCUUUGCUCACGGAGGAGGAUCCUUCCCCUUUACCAUUGGUAGAAUUGACCACGGCCACAAAGUUCGGCCUGACUUGUGCGCUGUGGACAACGAGUCCAAUCCCCGGAAAUACCUUGGUUCUUUUUACACCGACUCCCUUGUUCACGAUCCCGUUUCCCUGAAGCUACUGACUGAUGUCAUUGGAAAGGAUAAAGUGAUGCUUGGAACGGAUUACCCAUUCCCACUCGGCGAACUCCAACCUGGAUCUCUUAUCGAAUCAAUGGAAGAAUUUGAUGAAACACUAAAGGAUAAGCUGCUGGCAGGAAAUGCACUAGAAUUUUUGGGCCUCAAAAAGGAACAAUUUAACUAACAUGCAGAUGGAAUCAAACCUGUGACAGCGUUCGAACACUCACAAGUCUGUUGUUGCUGUUGUCAGUCAUUUUAAGUAUUAGCAAGUUUCUUUUGGUCACCACAACGUAUCAUCUCAUAUGAACGCUCAUAUUUGUUUAGCAUAGUUUUUAUGCCCUUGCUGCAACCCAAACCCCUCGUGGGGAGAGGAGGCCCCAAUGGUAUAUGAACUCAUGACCGCUGGUUUGCCAAAACCAAUGCUCUAACCACUGAGCUACAAGGGGUCAGUUGUUUUUCAAUUAUGGUUAUUAUUAAAGUCCAUAAAUCUGUCUGAUAUAUAAGACUACAAAACAUCCGUCUGAAGUAGACUUCAAACCAACAAAAAUGGUUUAAACCAACUAAAAAUGGAUAUUGGGGUGUAAGAUUUUAUCGCAUAAAAUCUGAUUAACAUUAAUUUUCUGUCAACUGUACAUGGAUCAAAUUACAUUAUGAAAUAUGACUAAUCAAUAAACACUUUUUGUUGUUGUUGCUAUACUCAAGAAGCAUGGAUUAAAUUUUUAUAAAAGGCCAGUCUUGUUU